AUUAUUUUACUUAUUAUAUACCUUGUUAAGAUUGACAAUUUUUGAGUUAUGAAUAAAAAAUUACAUUUUUUCAUAUUUUAGUAUAGUGUUAUUCGGAAGUUUAUUUGAAAAUUAACUACCUAAAGAUGGAUACUAAUCGCAAUACAGUUGCAGCCAUAUUAGAAGAAGUUAGAGAUGAUGUGCAUAGUUCAACAAGUCCUUUAUCACAUCAACCACGUCCUACUAGCACUAAUGAUGCUAAUAAAAUUGUUAUUUAUGUUCAAGACAAAAAUCGUUUUGUGAAAACUGAACAAAAUGACUUUUUUAAUCAUCAUAUAAAUAAUCAUCCACCUUCAGAGAACUACAAUAAUUUACGUCCAAUUGCUGCAAGAGUUCAAAGGGUAUUUGCAUCUUUGGGCACUGUUAGUCAAGGUCUACUUGCGGGAGUAGCAUUAGCACAAUUAUUUUUAGGUGAAGCAUCGCAUCGAUCACCAUUAAUAUUGAUGUCAUUUUUCUUUUUGUCAACUAUAUGUAUGUGCACAGUUUUGGAUGUUUUUGACUUGUAUAGAUGUGAAAGCUUCAAACCAAAAUAUAUUUUAGUAUUAUUCUUAAGUGUAUUAACAGCUUUAGCUGCAUUUGCAUGUGCUACAUAUGAUACAGCUAUUAUGUCUGGUAAAGUUGAAGCCAAAGUUUCUGAAACAUGGCGAGCAUUAAACUGCUGUCGAUGUUAUGGAGCAGUACUUGGAUGGAUUAUUAUUAUCAUAAUGAAACCUAAAGAUCAAUUAGCAGAGUUUUUGAAUACUGAAUAGUUGUUGAAUAAAAAAAAAAAAAAAAACAAAUAUUUGUAUAAAAUUUCACUAUUUAAAUUUAAG
Messenger RNA from Melanaphis sacchari, 851 nucleotides. RefSeq lists its product as uncharacterized. The record is from RefSeq and is a predicted model, not a curated record. Bases 126 to 788 code for a protein of 220 amino acids. Lineage: Eukaryota; Metazoa; Arthropoda; Insecta; Hemiptera; Aphididae. The transcript is spliced from 3 exons. Gene Ontology annotation, biological process: cilium assembly. Gene Ontology annotation, cellular component: ciliary transition zone.